This is a messenger RNA of Saprolegnia diclina VS20, 1518 nucleotides long. RefSeq lists its product as hypothetical. Gene Ontology annotation, cellular component: DNA replication factor C complex; nucleus. Bases 1 to 1518 code for a protein of 505 amino acids. The record is from RefSeq and is a predicted model, not a curated record. The transcript has 9 exons. NCBI's taxonomy places the organism in Eukaryota, Oomycota, Saprolegniomycetes, Saprolegniales, Saprolegniaceae. Gene Ontology annotation, biological process: DNA repair; DNA-templated DNA replication. Gene Ontology annotation, molecular function: DNA clamp loader activity; ATP hydrolysis activity.
AUGAAGGGGCACGCGGACAAGACGGGCGACUGGCGCGAACGCUAUGGCUUCCUCAAUGCGACGGACAAGCUCUUCUUGGCCUAUCCCUGUCCGGCCAAGCCACGCAGCCCCAACGAGAGCGACAAGGCGGCCGACUGGGGCAUCACGAUGCGACCACAGACCGCGAGUGAUUUUCUCAACAACGAGAGCGCCGUCGAGCAGCUCACACUUUUGAGCCAGCCCGUGUCGCCCAAGGAGCGCGGCCAAAACAUCCUCAUCCUCGGGCCGCCCGGCGUCGGCAAGACGUCGUACAUGCAACUGCUUCUGGCGCACUUGUACCCCGCGGUGGCCGAGCGCAAGCGAUGCACCUUGUCGCUGGAAGCCGACCAGAUUGAUGAGCGCGAUUUGCUUGUCAAGGUCCAGGCGUUCACGCGGUACCACGAAAAGCACACGGUGCUGGUCGACAAGUACCUCUACAUUGCGAUCGAGAACUUUGAUCGGCUCAACCCCCGCGUGCAGCAGCACACGCUCGGCCCGAUAUGGGACACGAUCAACACCAAGUCCAUUUACUUCAUCUUGACCGUGACGCCCGAUGCGAGCCGCGUCACCGAGCAGAUCCGCUCGUCGAGCAAGUGCAUUCCGUUGGUGCCGCUCACACCCGCGCACGUGCUCGAGAAGGUUCUGCGCAUCUGCACUUCUGAACGCAUUGGCUAUGAGCGGUCGGCGAUCGAGUCGCUCGUCGCACGAAGAAAAGCCAAAUGUGUCCCAACCGUGCAGCUGCUCCAGAAGCUGUUUCUGACGCACCACUACCUCAGCACCGAGAACGUUCGCAAAUCGUUGCCGGCAAAUACAGGCGCGGAGACAAACAGCCGAGUCCUUUCGAUCCCAGAGGUCACAUUUCCGCUUCGGCGCUGCACUGUGUGCACGCUCCUUCCACCGUGCAAGCACAUCACUUUGGACAAGAUGUACGCCAAGGUGUCGCACAUGCGAUCGUUGUACCCGCAAGACAACCAGCGCGCCGUGUGCCCCGACUUUGCCCGCACCGGCGUCUGCCACGCCUUUCACCGGCGCGCCAAGUGCCUCUACGACCACCCGCUGGAGCUCCACGAGAUCGAUACGUCGCCGCUUGCCCCGCGUUGCAAGGUGCACACGCUGCCACUGCCGUGCGCCCACUGCGCAACCCUGAUGCGCAGUGUGGCCGAGGCCAAAGCGCUCAAGGCAGCGCUCAAAACAGCCGAAGACAAACGCGUAAAAGCCACAAAAGAGCUCGGUGUUGUCCAGCACCGGCUGUAUCUCCACCUCAAGACCCAAGCGACGCUGUGGGGCAACGCCAAGCGGCAGUUUGACGGUACCACCGAGCAUCUGCGCGGCCUCGUGAGCGCCGCGACAGCCAGCGUCGCGCAAUGGAAGGACGUGAUUCGUGACACAACGCCCAAGGUCGCCGCGCUGGACGCCGCGAUCGCCCGUGGGUUUUGCAAAGGCGUCGGCAAGGGCCAGGCGUACCCCUUAAUGCUGGCCGAGAAGAAUGCGCAGCAUUAA